This is a messenger RNA of Rubroshorea leprosula, 1260 nucleotides long. The record is from the annotation of a GenBank genome assembly. NCBI's taxonomy places the organism in Eukaryota, Viridiplantae, Streptophyta, Magnoliopsida, Malvales, Dipterocarpaceae.
ACUUGGGAGGCUUCCUCUCCGGUGAUUCUGAUACCAUCUCUAGAGUGUCCCAGCUCGUCAAUGAUACAUGCAGGAAACAUGGAUUCUUUCUUGUUGUGAACCACGGGGUUGAUUUCCGGCUCAUAGCAAAAGCUCGAGAGUAUAUGGACUUGUUCUUCGGCAUGCACUUCUUCGAGAAGCAAAGGUUACAGAGAAAGAACGGCGAACACUGUGGAUACGCUAGUAGCUUCACCGGAAGCAGGUUCUCCUCCAAGCUCCCAUGGAAGGAAACGCUCUCUUUUCAAUAUAGUGCAGAUCAUCGCUGUCAACACUCAAAUAUCGUGGAAGAUUAUUUCGUCAAGAGGAUAGGUGAAGAUUUUAGACAAUUCGGGAGGGUUUAUCAGGAAUACUGCGAAGCGAUGAGCAAACUCGCACUAGAGAUCAUGGAGCUGCUGGGGCUAAGUCUAGGAGUUGAGAGAUCUUAUUUCAGAGAUUUCUUCCAAGGAAAUGAUUCCAUUAUGAGACUAAAUUAUUAUCCACCCUGCCCAAACCCCAAUUUAACACUAGGAAUAGGGCCUCACUGUGACCCUACCUCCUUGACAAUCCUUCAUCAGGAUCAAGUCUACGGUCUUCAAGUGUUGGUUGAUGAAAAGUGGUACUCCAUCGCUCCCAAUCCAAACGCAUUUGUCAUCAACAUUGGCGAUACUUUCAUGGCUUUGUCAAAUGGCAUUUACAAGAGUUGCGUGCACAGAGCAGUGGUGAACAGUAAAACCGUGAGGAAAUCUCUUGCUUUCUUUCUAUGUCCAGGGAAGGACAAGGUAGUGAGGUCACCUUCUUCCUUGGUGAAUCCUAGAAAUCCUAGGAUGUAUCCAGACUUCACCUGGCCAACCUUACUGGAAUUCACCCAGAAACAUUAUCAAGCUGACAAGAAGACCCUUGAUGCCUUCUUAAACUGGGUUCAUCAGCAAGGUAUGCAGGAUCAAAAUGAAAGAGACAUAAUGGAAAAAGGGCAACAGAAACACCAAAAAGGAGAGGUCAGACCGUAAGUAGCUGUCACUGGGUUAGUGCUGGACAGAAUAUAUUGAUAUGGUAUAUAUGUAAGAAGGAUAAUUGUAUAGGAAUAAAGAACUAAUAUGGGCUCCAUAGCUUAGUAUUUUUACUUUGUCCUUUAACCCUAAUAUAUAUGUGGAUUAGAGUUGCCAUUCGGAAAUUGUUGUAAAAUGAUGUAGCUGUCGCCUUUUGUAUUAUCAGUAUCACAAAAAAUAAAUUACUAAACUAUGA